AUGCAACCCUGGCAGGAGAAAGCUCUUGCUAAGGGACGGACUCCUCUGCCCGAGCGUCCUGGGCAUCGGCCCUGGCUAGAGGCAAGUCUGGCUGAAUCUUCCGGCGACCGUAACGAGACCAGCCGUGGCUCUGCUCCCAACGAGCCGGAAACCUCGCAUCCAUAUGCCACGCGCUCAACCGCUGCCGCCACCGCCGCUACCACCGCCGCUACUACCACCGCUGAGUCCGCUGAUCGCGCUCCCGCCCCAGCUGCCAUCACUACGCCUGCUCCCGCCAGCUCCGAGCAAAUUGAGACUACCACUCCGUCGUAUGUGUUUUGGCGCGGCGACGAACUCCGUCGCCUGGUGAGAAUGCGCAAUGGCGGCGCCAAAUGGGCCGCCAUAGCGGAGGCUUUCCCCGAGCGUACCCUGGAGGCCCUUAAGCAGACGUACCACAAACGUCGUCAUGCCACCGAGCGAUUGAUGGCAGAGGAAGACGUUGCUGCUGAGGCUGCGGCUGCGGCCGCGGGUCCCAGCGAUGGACAAUGA
Messenger RNA from Fusarium coffeatum, 528 nucleotides. RefSeq lists its product as uncharacterized. The transcript has 3 exons. NCBI's taxonomy places the organism in Eukaryota, Fungi, Ascomycota, Sordariomycetes, Hypocreales, Nectriaceae. The coding region runs from base 1 to 528 and encodes 175 amino acids. The record is from RefSeq and is a predicted model, not a curated record.